Messenger RNA from Strigops habroptila (Kakapo), 3919 nucleotides. RefSeq names its product short chain dehydrogenase/reductase family 42E, member 1 (gene SDR42E1). Lineage: Eukaryota; Metazoa; Chordata; Aves; Psittaciformes; Psittacidae. The record is from RefSeq and is a predicted model, not a curated record. Gene Ontology annotation, biological process: steroid biosynthetic process. Gene Ontology annotation, molecular function: 3-beta-hydroxy-Delta5-steroid dehydrogenase (NAD+) activity. Bases 425 to 1696 code for a protein of 423 amino acids. The transcript is spliced from 2 exons.
GCGGCGCUGAGGGAAGGCGGCGGCGGCGGCGGCGGAGCAGCAGGUACGGGCGGGAGCCGCCGAGCCUCCGGCCGGAGCCGCUGCCCCGAGCCCCGCUCCCCGCCCGAGGGGGCUCCGCUCCGCUCCGCUGCUCAGCGCGGCUCUGCGCUCCCUGCAGGUCACCGCUGGGAGGGCGCCGUCCCGCCCGCAGCGCUCCGCAUGCGGCCGGUGGACACGGAGUGGAACAAGGCCCGGGGAGGGCAAUUGAACACUUAACUGUUUGUAGCGGCAGUUAUAUGCUUGCUUUUCUCACAGCGGUCAUCUUUUCUCCAUAUAUAUAUAUGUAUGUAUAACCUCUCCUUUGAGAAUGUACUUCUGCCUCGCCUGCAAGAGGGUAAAAUGAAGGGCUUCGAUUAAAACGUGAAAUAUAUCUGUGAAGAACAGAAUGUGUAGUGACAUUAAAGCUCUGGUUGAUUUUAAUGUGUGUAUUUACAAUGUGUUUUAUAGGUCAGUUUGCUUAAAUAGUGCCCAAGGAAAGAGGAUGGAACCAGAAAAGACUGCCAAGCAAAGAGUCCUCGUUACUGGAGGAGGUGGCUAUUUUGGCUUCCGUUUAGGCUGUGCCAUAUACCAAAAGGGAGUAGAUGUGAUUCUCUUUGAUGUCAUGAAGCCACUUCAAACCGUGCCAGAGGGAAUAAAGUUCAUGCAAGGGGAUGUCCGUUGCCUGUCUGAAGUGGAAGAGGCUCUUAGAGAUGUAAUCUGUGUAUUCCAUAUUGCGUCCUACGGAAUGUCUGGCAGGGAGCAGCUGAACCGAAAACUUAUAGAAGAUGUUAAUGUAAAAGGAACAGAAAAUGUCAUCCAAGCCUGCAAGAGCACAGGAGUGUCGAGUCUGGUUUAUACAAGCACAUACAACGUGAUAUUUGGAGGCCAGAUCAUAGAAAAUGGGGAUGAAUCACUGCCUUAUCUACCUCUUCACCUUCAUCCAGAUCACUACUCCCGGACCAAAUCUUUAGCUGAAAUGAAGGUGCUGGAGGCAAAUGGUGCUGAGCUUGGAAACGGGAAAGGUGUAUUAAGGACUUGUGCUCUCCGACCAGCAGGCAUCUAUGGGCCUGGAGAACAAAGACACCUUCCAAGAAUAGUUAGUUACAUCGAAAGGGGACUGUUUAAAUUUGUAUAUGGAGAUCCUCUUAGUUUAGUGGAAUUUGUACACGUAGACAAUCUAGUUCAGGCUCAUAUCCUUGCCUCUGAGGCCCUCAAAGCCAACAAAAAGCACAUAGCUGCAGGCCAAGCGUAUUUUAUUUCAGAUGGCCGGCCUGUAAAUAACUUUGAAUUCUUCCGCCCGCUGGUGGAAGGUUUGGGUUACAAGUUCCCAACCUGUCGUCUUCCUCUCUCCCUUGUCUAUUUUUUUGCAUUCCUUACCGAAGUGGUUCAUUUUCUGGUAGGACAUGUUUAUAAUUUUCAGCCUCUCCUCACUCGCACAGAGGUUUACAAAACUGGGGUCACACAUUAUUUUAGUAUGGAGAAGGCCAGAAAGGAGCUGGGGUACGAGCCUCAGCAGUACAGCCUGAAUGAUGUGGUUGAGUGGUUUAGAUCUCAGGGGUGUGGAGCAAAGCCAAGAAAAUACACCAUUAUCCAUCUUGUGAGAGAUGGAGCACUGCUCAUGCUGCUGAUUGCAGUGGUGGUCUCGUGGUUUCCAUCUGCGGUUACAUUUUCACUCUGAAAGGUGAAGCACUGAGCACGGAGGACAGAAUUUAGUUAUGUUCUCUGAGUACUCUUGGUUUUGACAGACAGGAAAUCAGAAUUAAAAAAAAAAAAUCAACCACAUAUUUGUGUCAUUCAGGUACAUAUCUUUAAUAGUUUUAUCCCCAAAGAACAGAACUGCUGCAUACAAAGGUGUAAUUUUUAUAAAUAAUUCCUCUCCAAAGUUAAAUCGAUCAGAUCGCUAACAUCAUGAAGCUCAGUAUUACAGUAACAGCAUUUUAAUUCCAGGUACAACAGCACACUACAGUGAGUAGAACAAACAUCCCCAGACAGACCCUUCUUCUUCCCUGAUGGGAUGAUACUCUUGAUCCAUGCCAUUUAUUCCUGAAGAGUUUGUGCUACAUGAUCCAGAGGACAAUAAACUUACUCUUUGAUCACAUUCCAAAACCAAAUUCUGCUUUCCAGCUUGGAUGUAUGUAUGCCUAACCAAGAUUAACUGAUAAACUACUAGACAAUAAAUAAAUGCCUUGGGUUGGUUUUUUUUGAUGAAUGCAUUCUGGUGUGUUUUCUGAGUUACCUCUGCAAUAUCUAAUGACACUUCUCUAAAACGCACAAGUGUUAAUCUAAAUUAUAGGAAAGUACUUGAAGCAGCACAGAUCUGCAGGUUUUUCUAACAGUAAAAUAUGCUUGUUCAAAAUGAAUGAGCCAGCUAAAGUGCAUUCAUAAAUAAGACCUAUGAUUUUCCCCAGCAUUAUUGAAUGGUUAAACAAAUAAUCCAUCAAAGACAUUCAGGAAGUGAUUACAUUCACGUUGCACUGUUUAUGUAGCAUUUUUAGCCUUUGAUAAUAUUUCUUUAACACCUGACACCACUGGAAUAGAACUUCCUUUCUUGUAGAGUGAUGAACACUUGAUAUGACAAUACUCAUAAUUUUGUGGAGGUUUUGAGAAUAGAAAAUAAGACCUUGUUACGUACAGGUCACUACUGUCUCUAGCAACUCCCUCAACUCUGUCAGUUUAAUAUGAGAGAAACUUCACCUCAAAAUGUUAAAUGAUGAAAUUGUUUUCCCUUAAUCCAUCAGCAUUAUGGUUUCAGUACCUCUUGGUGAAAGGACAAUCCUUCAAGAAGUUUACACUUCUCUUCAAACUUUAGUCCUUCCAUUUUAAUACCUGAAACUACACCAAUCUUAAAUGAAUUUUGUGUAAGCUGCAGUUAGCCCUUCUGUUAAGCUGUACUGUGAUUUAAAUGGGGAAGUGGAGAGACAGUAGUUCUACCACAUUGGUAAAGGAUUCUCAGAAAACAAAAAUGCCUGAAUAGAGAAACCAAGCAAAGAGUGCUGCUACCCAUGUUUAUAGAUGGAGAUUUUUGUUAAUGAUACAUGAUGCCUGAAGACAGCAUUACUUUUUAAAUAUUGAGUUUUUGAGAAUUUUACCUCUAAAAACCAAAAAACAAAAAUCACAAUUGAUAACUACAUGUUUUCUUUCCUUGAAAUUUGACUUUACUCCUCCUUCAUUCUCCUACCAGUAUGUAAAGAAACCACCAUGAGAGGAAAUAAACGUAAUACUUAGCUUGAGGGACAGCUCGAGAGAACUGAACUCCCCCUCUCUCCCUACUUUUUUCCCCCCUAUAUACUUUAUAUACUCAUGCAUAAAGAGCUUUUGUGCCUCCAGCAGAGUGAGGGUGGCAGAAGGGCCGCUUUCCAGAAGUCAUUAAUACACAGCAUCAUAGUCUGCAGAAGAAAGAAACCUUUUUAAUGAAACAGAAAAAAAGACUGUCAUGACCCCAUGAAAGCACUGGACCGCUGUUCUCUUUCCAACAAGGCCAUUUUUUCAAGCAAAAGCCACUGGGUUAUUUUCCCCUUUUAAGUUCUCUGGUUUUGACCCAGUGUUAUCAGAAAUAGAUAAGAAAUUUUAAUGCCAGCAGAAGCAAGAGACAAAAACAAAAUGUACAAUGAAUUGCACAAUCCUGUUGCACAGAACCAUUAUAACAGUAUUUCAUCCUAAGUCUUGUAAAAAUAUGGGACAUAACUCCUGUGCCCCAGAGGAAUUUCUUCUGCUAUUUGUGAUCUCUUUAUUAAGCAAAACUCAGCUACUGCCACUCAUAAUUAGCUCAGUGGUGGGGUUAGUGGAAAAAUCUAUGACAGGGUCCUAAACUUAUGAAGCCUAAAUUUACACUGUCAAAUACCAGCUGAGGUCAAAGCCCUGGACAGCUUUUGGGUACAGAAGAAGAGGAACCUUCUAAGAA